Molecule: messenger RNA, 4745 nt
Organism: Megalopta genalis
Lineage: Eukaryota; Metazoa; Arthropoda; Insecta; Hymenoptera; Halictidae
Product: ATPase family AAA domain-containing protein 2
Biological process (GO): nucleosome disassembly; transcription initiation-coupled chromatin remodeling; nucleosome assembly
Cellular component (GO): nucleus
Molecular function (GO): ATP hydrolysis activity; histone binding; ATP binding
Source: RefSeq, a predicted model, not a curated record
UGGUGAACAGGUUAGGUUAGAUAUGCGAAUACGUUUACGGUCAAUUGCAGUAUGAGUUUGCCUACGCAAGAGAUUGUUUGCAAUACAAGUUUUUUCAUACCGGCGCCGACGAAACCUUCGUAUCGCAUUGGCAAGCUUGCCGAUUGUAACGUUUAUUAUGCAAGCUUUAAUUUCUUACGUUUUAGUGUAUAAUAGUUUUAAGCGAUAGUCGAUUGUAAAACGACCUUUGUGAAGGCUCAGUGUGCAUGCGCUACGUGCACUCAUUCGAGAAAGUGGUGAUACUUUACCUGAGGCAUAUGACGGACGUUACAAAUUUCGUUUGUAAUUUAAAUGAAAUUUGGCAGCAAGAACUAGCCAGAUGAAGGUAAUUUAAGUAAUAAUGUCAGAUGAUGAUGCUGCAUUGGAUUCGAUGGAUACAGAAGAAGAUAUUUUUAUUCCUAGAAGCAGAAAUCUCGGCUCUAACGCCAGAAGGGUGAAAAGUUUACGUACUUUGCGAUCACAUUCAAAUACAAAUUCUCAUAUAUCUAUGAACAAUUUAAGCGUUCGCCGCAGUACACGUAACAGAAUGCAAACGUAUGAUAAUCUUAAUACUAGUUGGAUUUUAGGGACACAAACAUUGAAAGGUUACCCCAUGUUUCAACAACAUGGUUCUUCAUCUGAUAAAGAAAUGGUGGAUGAAGUUCCUGAAAGAAAACGUGAUCUUAGAGAGCGUAUGCCUCUUAGGUCGCGGGAGAAUCAUCCUCCCAAUAAGAACUCAUCGAGGCACAUGAGGGAGAGAGGAGAACACGAUCGACAGAACAGUAGGGAACGUAGAAGCAGGGUGGAUCGUGAACUUAGGGAAAAAACAGAACAAGAAAAAGAUGUUAGAGAUCUAAAAGAUAGACAAGAAAGAGACAGAACAGAAAGAGAACAUAAAGAUAAAAUGGGAACCAGAAGUAAACCAAAUGAGGAAAAAGAUGUGAGAACAAGAAAAUCUGAUAGUCCUUGUAGACUCAGAGAAGGUCCCGUGACAAGACUAGGAGGAAAUUUAAUUGAAAAAGAUGUAAAGCCUAAAGUAGAGCAAGAUGAAGGUGACGAAGACAGUUCUCAAGAAAGCGAGAAGGCAGAAAAUAAUGAUAAUUCUGAAAACGAAGAUGGUUAUGAAGAUAUGUACACACGUAUUAAACGAACUAGAAGAACAACACAACAACAAUUACCAAGGGGUAAGAAGCUUACAGUGGUAGAUAGUGAUUUAAGUGAAUCUUCGGAUUCACCUGGCCCUAGAAAAUAUAGUUUACGUCAAAAAAAGCCGACUGUAGAUAGAUUUCAAGCUAAUGUAGAACCGGUUCGACGAUCUAUAAAAGCACUAAGAAGUGUUCUUAGUAAUUCCAUGAGAAGACGUAAACAUAGGAGUAAAAGUACAAGCUCUAGUGAUUCCAGUGAUUCAGAACCUCAGCGUUAUGAUAAAAAAAAAAGCAAGAAAGCAAGGCAAUCGGCAAUACCUCAAGGUGGACCACCUGAUCGCAAAGCAGAUAUAAACCCAAUAACUUUAGAUACUAAUAUUAGGUUUAACGAUGUUGGAGGUUUAGAAUCACACAUUCACUGCCUUAAAGAAAUGGUUGUUUUUCCUAUGAUGUAUCCAGACGUAUUUGAACGUUAUCACAUUACUCCGCCAAAGGGAGUACUAUUUCAUGGUCCACCAGGAACUGGUAAGACAUUAAUAGCUAGAGCACUGGCAAACGAGUGUAGUCAAGGCAGUAGAAAAAUGGCAUUCUUUAUGAGGAAAGGCGCAGAUUGUCUAUCUAAAUGGGUUGGAGAAUCGGAACGCCAAUUACGUUUGUUAUUUGAGCAGGCUCAACAAAUGAAACCGUCCAUAAUAUUUUUCGAUGAAAUAGAUGGCCUUGCACCUGUUAGAAGUACGAAGCAGGAUCAGAUUCAUGCUAGUAUCGUGUCUACUCUUCUGGCACUUAUGGAUGGCCUCAGCGAUAGAGGGGAGGUUAUAGUUAUUGGAGCAACAAAUAGAAUAGAUGCUAUUGAUCCAGCUUUGCGAAGACCCGGUCGUUUCGACCGUGAAUUAUUUUUCCCCUUACCUGCAAUGAAAGAAAGACUAGAAAUUUUAAAAAUUCAUGUCAGCAAAUGGAAGAAUUCACCGUCAGAACAAUUGUUAGAAAUAUUAGCUGAAAAAGCAACAGGUUACUGUGGAUCAGACUUAAGGGCUCUAUGCACUGAAGCUGUUUUACAGGGAUUAAGAAGAACAUAUCCCCAAAUAUAUAUGACAAGCAAUCGAUUACUGUUGGAUCCUGAACGUGUCGAAGUAAAAAAGCGAGAUUUCUUUCAAGCCAGUUCUAUGCUUGUCCCAUCAUCACAAAGAGUAUCACCUUGUGCUCGAAGAAAAUUGCAAGCAUUUAUGGAACCUCUUCUAGGACCACCGCUGGAAGAGUUAAUAAGUUCCAUAAAAGGAGUAUUUCCUCAAGGAAUUAAUCCUGCUAUGGCGAAAGUUAAAAUUACUAAAGGAAUACAUCGUCCGAGGUUACUAAUUUCUGGAGGAAAUCUGUCUGAAGGUCAAGGACCCCAUUUAGCACAAGCGUUAUUGUAUCACAUGGAACAUCUACCCGUUCAAACAUUAGACGUUAGCACCCUUUUUGCGGAGAGUGGACGAUCUCCAGAAGAAACCUGUGUGCAAGUAUUUAAUGAAGCUGCCAGGAAUGUACCGUCCAUAAUUUAUAUUCGGUCAAUUGAUCAAUGGUGGCCGCUUGUACCUGAAACUGUGAAAGCAGUUUUUUUGUGUCGUAUCGCAGCACUCGAUCCUUCAUUGCCUAUUCUAAUUCUGGCUACGAGCGACACGACGUAUCAAGACCUCCCUAACCAGUUACGAAGUCUCUUUAGCGAGCUUCGCGGGGAAGUUUAUUCGAUGAAAACACCAACGGCCGAGCAAAGAUCGAAAUUCUUCCGACCCAUUUUUAUGAUUCAAAGUUUGAAAUCGCCUAAAAUAAAGGAUGAUAAAAUCGAAAUUUUGGAAGAACUUCCUUUAGCACCGGACCCCAUACCAAAGAAAUUAACAGAGGAAGAGAGGAAGAUGUUGUACGAAAAGGAAGAAGUUUCCUUGAGAGAACUAAGAAUCUUUUUGAGAGAAAUAUGCGCGAAACUGGCAAGGAAUCGACAAUUUUUCAUGUUCACAAAACCGGUGGAUACAGAAGAAGUACCGGAUUACAACAUGAUUAUAAAACAGCCAAUGGAUUUGGAAACCAUGAUGACAAAGAUCGAUAUGCACUGCUAUCUUUGCGCCAGGGAUUUCCUUGACGACAUCGAUCUAAUUUGCAGAAAUGCAUUAGAAUAUAAUCCCGAUAGCUUACGUGAUAGGCCUUCGCUUGGAAUAUUGAAGAGAGAUCCGGCCGACAAAUUGAUAAGACAUCGCGCGUGUUCGCUUCGCGACAAUGCGUACGCGUUGAUAAAGGCAGAAUUGGAUUCUGAUUUCGAAGAUAAGUGCCGUGAGAUCUCGAAAAAUCGUAAGAUCGUCGAAAACAAAAGUAGUCAUAACGCUGAAAAUAAAAUCCAGUCUAAAUCAACCCUAGAGCAACCCGAGUCUACAACUGAACGAAGUGAUAAAAAAGAUACUGGAAGUCCUAGUCAUGCUCUUGUUGUGAACGGGAAGAGAUAUAGUAAUUCUAGAAAACGUAGAAUACCUGCCUGGGCCAGGGGUUUCGUGAAAAAGGUCCACAAGAAGAAAAAGAUUGCAUUUGACGACAGCGUUACCACUUUCGACAGCAAAGUCUGUUUGACUAAUGAAACCACCAGCAUUGAUUUAGAAAAAUUCCAAGAGUUCGAAACCGAGGCGAACAGUGUUUUGAACGGACAUGUACCGUUGUUCAAUAAUUCUGACACUGAGAAUGACUCGCAAAAUGAAAAUUCGAAAGACGCGCAAACAGCGCAAACCAAUUGUGUCACCGAACAACGGAUCGACGAACUUGAGAAUAUCCAUAUAUGUUUUGUAGAAGAAAAAAAUGAGAAAAACGCGGAGAAUGCUGGAUCUAAUUCCUCGUCUAGACGAGAGAGUAUGGACGAGUUAUCGUUUGCUAUUGAGAGUGAUUCUAGUCCAGCCAGAUUCGAGGAAAACGAGAAGCUUAUUGUAGAUAAGAAUGAGUUGGAAACCGCGUGGCAACACACUGUUGAUGUUACGAAAGAUUUCCCGGUCGAAGUGUUAUGUGACAUCUACGUGCAACUGAGCCGCUGUGUGGGAAAAUAUGCUCAGAGUUAUGAUAGAAAAUCACUGCCAAAGGAUUUGCUCAAGGAGGUGAAACGGUUUGAAGAAUUCAAGACAACGUACGAGAAAGGGCAUCAUGUCGCUAAUCAGACAGAAAUGCUAUAAGUCAUUUUGCUAUCUUUAGUAUCAUUAUAACAAUACUUUUUUGUAUAUUUACACUGAACAAAGAAUAUCGAUUAUUCUUGUUGGAACACAAGAUAACAUGAAAAGGUAUAUUUUCUUGUUUUGAUUUUCAUAGUUGCUAAUAAUUGAUAGAAGGAAGUAAUUCUCAUUAUUGCAUAUAUACUUAUAAGUAAAAUGAAACAACGUUACGGUAUAUUUAAACUUUGAUAUCUAAGGACAUGAUAAAAUGUAUCAAUGCAUUAAAUUUACAAGAAAAAGGAGUAUUAUAUGUCAAGCUAAAAGAUCGAACCAUUUGUCUCAUCUUCUAAAUAUGAAAUUACAAAUUAUUAUAACUUUAUUGGCUUUCACCAUAGCUGAUUUCAGACUAUUUUUUAGUCAACGA